AUGGUAGACCUCGACAUACCUUCGAAUCAGAACCCACACACCUUCCUUCACUGGGUGCAGACGGGUCUUACCCCGGCCACAACAGCCUCAAGCAUACCAGUAUCAAACGGAACCAUCCGAGGCUUCACCCUGUACACCCAGGUGCUAGUCGACACCAGCUCAAUGACCCGGGCCGGGCUAUCUGCACUCCAGUCAGGCGCCCAGGCCCGCGUGGGCUUCGACACCGCGUCCGUGCUGGAAGCGGCGGGGCUGAGCAAUAGUGUCGUCGCGGGCAACUCCUUCAACGUGACAAAUCCGGGCGGGGCUGUGUCAUCGGCAGGCUUUAGGAACUUCACCUCAGCCUCGGUCGGGGACUCGACUGGCAGCGUACAAGGGAGUGGACAGAUCUCGAACCCUGACAACGAAGGGUUCAAAGGGUUCGGAGCUACAAAUGGGGGCGGUGGACUCAGUGGCGGGGGCACGCUUACGACCACGAUUUCAUCUGCGCCGGCCGGGCCGACUUCUGGACUGACGCAGGCUGGGAAUACUGGCAGUCAGACUUCAGCGGCAUCGACGAGCGUUGGCUGGAGCUUUGGUUAUCCAAUCGCAUGUAUGGUUGUUUUUGGAUCGACUUUCAUUCUCUCGAGCACCUUAUAG
Molecule: messenger RNA, 636 nt
Organism: Diaporthe batatas
Lineage: Eukaryota; Fungi; Ascomycota; Sordariomycetes; Diaporthales; Diaporthaceae
Exons: 2
Coding region: 1-636 (211 amino acids)
Source: RefSeq, a predicted model, not a curated record